This is a messenger RNA of Brassica napus (rape), 3874 nucleotides long. RefSeq names its product pectinesterase inhibitor 12. Gene Ontology annotation, molecular function: enzyme inhibitor activity. The record is from RefSeq and is a predicted model, not a curated record. The transcript has a single exon. The coding region runs from base 503 to 1000 and encodes 165 amino acids. NCBI's taxonomy places the organism in Eukaryota, Viridiplantae, Streptophyta, Magnoliopsida, Brassicales, Brassicaceae. Gene Ontology annotation, biological process: negative regulation of catalytic activity.
CUCUCCUCCAUUAGUCAUUCAUUCUUUGUUUGUUAGCAGUGUAAUAUCCAGAAAGAUCCACCUCUUAUCUUAUCAAUUACCACUUUGUUCCAAACCAAAUUAUUCUUUGUAUAUUCAUCAACUCGUUAAUCGUUAGGUAUAUUAUAUACCGUAUAUAUGCUGAUAUAAGUACAUGCAACUUAAAACACAAAUCAGUUGAACAGAAAGUUCCACAUAUGUUGAAACAAACCAUGAUUAUUCCCCUAAAUAGAACAACAAUACAACAACCACUUACUUGCCUAACUGACAAGCAUACCAAAAUAGAUAUGUUCCGGUCUAAUUCACCGCUGGAUAUUCACACAAAUCAUUUGUUCAAAAAAAAAAUUACUAAAUAUAAAUUUGUUUAGCAUGCCCAUAUAUAUAAUAAACUCACCUCCUCCCUCUUCAUCAAACCUAAUCCACCACCUUGUGCUCAAUCACAAACACAAUAUAUAUACGUUUCCUUUUAUAUAUUACACACACAAUGUCAACCACUACCCAUAUGACCAUCCUCGGGAUGAUCUUCCUCCUCCUCGCCGCCUCAUGCAGAAGCGCUGCAGCGUUUAGCCUCUUUCUCGACGACCCUUGCACGGUGACGGAUUUUCCUGCACUGUGCAGAGGCACCAUUAAGGGUCAAAAGAAUGUGAACGCAGCUACUGAUGUGGCCAUAGCAGAGCUUAUGAAGAGGACGAGGCAUGCCAGAGAUAUCGCCAAGAAAGAGCUGAAAGUACUUGACGGAUGUGUUUCGACUUGUUUGUCUAACUUCAAUAGCGCGUUUGACAAUUUGGACAAGGCCCUUAAGAACAUUAAGGAAGGUGACCGUUUUAGCCUUAACAUUAACCUUAGUGCUGCGUUAACGGACUACGAUACUUGCAGCGAGACAAUGAAGGGAACUCCGGGGAAUAACGCCAUUUAUAAAUCCGCAGGGGUUUUGUACAAGAUGGCUGAUAAUUGUUUGGCUCUUUCUACCCUUUUUAAUUAAGCUAUGAUUUAUCAACGAAUAUUGUGGUUUCAGAGAGGAAAAAAAAAGAUAAAUAUAUUGCUUUUAUGGAGUAUAUAUUUAUAUGUUUUUAAUUUGGACUAAUUUCGGAUUUAAAAAGAAAAUUGUGGAAAGAGGAAGAUCUUGUGUUUUUGUAGGUGGAAAUUGUUUGGAUAUCGGUUUCUAAUUCAAACAUGUCAACUUUUGUUUCAGUCCUAAAUGUUUUUAUUUGUAAUCAGUGCCGGCCCUGGACGGAAGCGGAAGAAGCUUGUGCUUCCGGCCGCCGUGAGAUUAUGUUAAUUAGCGGCCACAAAUUUAACAAAAGUUAUCUACAGCACUAAUGGUUGCGAUGCUCUUAUGUUGACAAGAGGAAGUAGGUUCGAUUCUUCCUCUUUAACUUUUUAAAAAAUAUUAGAAUCAACUAAUUUAUAGGCCAUUUUAUUAAUAUUUGCUUCUGGUCUCAUAAAUACUGGGACCGGCUCUGUUUGUAAUGUUAUAUUAGUUAAAAUACUGAUGAUCUGUUUCUCCUUGAUCUCCUUUUAUUAGAGUUUAUAGCUCUAAACAAAAAUUGGAAUUUGGAGAGGGGAAAUACCAUAUAUAACAACAGCCAUAGUACAUGUUUUAUCAAGUUUCUAGGGGGUUUUUUUGGAGGAAGGAGAUCAUAUUUCAUUACCGACUUAAACAUGCAAGUGAAACUUUUUCAUUUUUAUGAUGUUUCAAGUUUUACGAAAAUUGUAGUUAACUUAUGAUUUGCUUUUGAGAAAUCGGUCGAUCUAUAUAAAUCGACCUUCGCCGAUCGAGUGAAAUGGACCAGGUCGAUCAGUAUAUACUCUGCGUUUUUUUGUUCUGCAUAAUGAUCAGGAUCGAUCGAUCCGUUGGACCUUGAAAAUUCGAAUCGAUCGAUCCCGUAUGAUCGAACUCAUUAUAUAUUUUAUUUAAAAAAUUACAAUUUUAAGGACAUUACUGCUAUUUUGAAAAAAAUUAUUUUAAUGGGACAUAAAGUAAUAGAGAUUAGUUUAAAAGGGCAUAGUUAUCAUUUUUUUUGCUAUAAAAAACAAAUUUCCCUUGUUUUUUUAGUAAACUUUCAUUUGUCUAGCUAGUUACAAUUAGGAAAUAAUCUUAAGUAUGUUUUUUAUUAAGUCGUGUCUUUUUUUUUUUUUUGUUGCCGUGUUUCUGUUUGAGACCUUUUGCUACAACAUGAUGGACUUCUCUUUUUAGGCGUGGAAGAUAAAGUGGCUGAAUUGGUCCAUCUUGACCACUGCUUGGUGUUUUGGUCGCCGUAUUUCUAAAUAAGGAAACUUGAUCACCUUGAUUGCGUCCUUGUCUCCAUCGACAUAAUUUGUCACUAUCUCUCUAUGUAGUUUAAUUUAGACUUUAGGGGCCUUUUGCUAGACCCGUGGCUGUGAGUGACAGUUUCUGAGAGUUCAUAUAUACUAUCUUUGUCUUAGUAUAUUUUAUAAUAAUCGAAGUAUCCUAGAUUGUUGGGGAAAAGCGGGCACGAGGCGCAGCGGAAUGUAACGGUCUGAUCGUUUUUUCUUGACCUUGUGUGAACCUUUGAGGAAAAUACUUCGACGAUUCGACGAUAGCAGAAUAUAGUAUAACCAAAAACUAAAUGAGACAAUCACUUUUUAACGUUGGAAAACUUCCUCAAUGUGAGAAGGAAAAACCAACGGGACCGUAGUCCACUCGAAAAUCCACUAUAUAAAUGGGUAUGAGUACAACCACGUUCUCCCUGUUCAACACCCUGAACAGAACAGAGACUCUAGCUACAAAGAGUUAUCUCCAACACAAAAACAACAACAACAAGAGAGCAACAACAAAAGCUUCAAAACAGGCAGCCACAAGACGACCUCAGAUCACUAGGAUUCCGACAACCAGAGACUAACCCCACUGUACAAAUCCAAGAUGAACAAGUCAACAACACCUCUGCCAAAUUUCAGCUCAAUCAGAGAAGAUCCAACUGUCGGAUUUACCAAACACUCAAGACAGCACUGCUGAAGAACUGUGACGACCAGCUUCACUAAAACCCAGACAACAGAAGAUCCAACAGUUGAAAUCCAAAUCCCUUCGGUGAACCUUUAACCCACUGACUGAAGAAGCUUCCCACAAAAUAUCAGCCCAAACAGGAUCCGUUUGACCCUCCAAAUCUGCCUUGACAAACCCAGACGAAAUUUGUCUUUUUCUCUCUUUUUCUCUCUUUUGUCUAAUGAGUCUUCUUAAGCACUCUUCUUUCUUGUGUCAAGUCUAACUUUCUCUGCUUACCACAGAAAUUAGGUUAAGAGACUUUAUAAUGUGUCUCACUAACCCCCCAAGGCCCAAUAUUAAUCUCAUGGACUAAUACCAAUGGCCCAACUUCCAGGUUUGGUUAUCACCAACCAAACCCAAUGGGUUUCCUCCAUCUAGAAGGAACCCAACAAACUCCCCCUCCGACUAGGUGGAGGAAACAGCCAUUCCGGCCAUCACUCAGCAUACUUCAAGCUUCCCCCUCGGCAAAGACUUUGUCAUAAUAUCAGCUCCAUUAUCAUCUGUAUGAACUUUCUCCAGUUCCACUUCCUUAGAAGCAACCACAUCUCGUAUCCAAUGAUACCUCCUAUGAAUGUGUUUUGACUUCGAAUGAAAUGUAGAGUUCUUCCCGAGACAGAUGGCGCUUUGACUAUCACAAAGCAACACAUACUUUUCUUGCUUGAAACCGAUCUCUUCACAGAAGUUCUUCAUCCACAACAACUCUUUACAAGCUUCAACUGCAGCAAUGAACUCUGCCUUAGUGCACUACAAGAAAACACAGUUUUAGCAAGGAAAUUUAACGAUGAAAACUAAUCCUCGUGAAAUUACGUUGACUUAACGAUGAAAUUGCGAGGAAAUAAAGUUUCCUCGUAA